AUGUCAUAUACACCAACAUCUUACUAUGGCCAUUCGGUCAAAGACCGGACCUCGGAAUUUCAAGGGCUUGUCGAAUCCAUCGCAUCGAGAUCCGCACAGCCAGCAAAGCAAAAGCUGUUGAACCAGAAUGCGCCGGGCGCAUCACCACGCAAGGGAGAGUUCGCUCGUCGAGCACAGGCCAUCGGCAAAGACAUCGCUUCGACCACUACCAAGCUGCAGCGUCUUGCACAAUUGGCGCGACGAAAGACGCUGUUUGACGAUCGACCAGUCGAGAUCUCUGAGCUGACCUACAUUAUCAAGCACGACAUUGCUGCCAUCAACAAACAGCUCGCCGAUCUGCAGGCGUUCAAUAAGGCCAACAAGUCAGGAAGGACAGCUGACCGUGCUGAAGAGCAUCGCGGCAACGUCGUCACGCUGUUGCAGUCGAAAUUGGCAGGUGCCACAACGUCGUUCCAGGACAUCUUGGAGGUGAGGACACAGAACAUGAAGGCGUCGAAAGAUCGGAGUGAACAGUUCAUGUUUUCCAACUCGGCAACAGGUGCUGUUCCAGGAGAGAACUCAGUCCUUCGUUCGCGUGGCAAACCCACCGCCACCGCCGGAACAGAUUCACCGCUUUACAACCCAACACGAACCGGAUCAGCCAUGGCGCAUCGUACAGCGCCUUCAGCGCUCAACGAUGGAUUGCAGCAUUCCGCGUCGUCCGACGGCUACGACGCCAAGGGUAAGACGAAAGCUGGAGAGUCUGACUUUCUCGCCCUCGACAUGGGCUCCUCCUCGAACGCGUCCGCCGUCGGCAGCGAACAGUACUUGCAGAUGCAACUCAUGGAUACGCAACAAACCAACUACAUGCAGCAACGCAGCACCGCGAUUGAAUCCAUCGAAUCCACCAUCUCGGAGCUAGGCCAGAUCUUCAGCCAAUUGGCGCACAUGGUCGCCGAGCAGAGGGAGACCGUCCAGCGCAUCGACGAUAACGUCAUGGACGUCGUCGAUAACGUAGGAGGCGCCCAGAGGGAGCUCUUGAAGUACUACGCCAGUGUCAGCAGCAAUCGUUGGCUGAUGCUCAAAAUUUUUGGUGUGCUCAUCGUGUUUUUCCUCCUGUUCAUCCUUGUGUCCUGA
Messenger RNA from Mycosarcoma maydis (corn smut), 1116 nucleotides. Its product is annotated as putative syntaxin, vesicular transport protein. NCBI's taxonomy places the organism in Eukaryota, Fungi, Basidiomycota, Ustilaginomycetes, Ustilaginales. Gene Ontology annotation, biological process: vesicle fusion; endoplasmic reticulum to Golgi vesicle-mediated transport; intracellular protein transport. Bases 1 to 1116 code for a protein of 371 amino acids. The transcript is spliced from 4 exons. The record is from RefSeq and is a predicted model, not a curated record. Gene Ontology annotation, molecular function: SNAP receptor activity; SNARE binding. Gene Ontology annotation, cellular component: Golgi membrane; SNARE complex; endomembrane system.